GACAGGUGCUGGGACAGAUGCUCGGACAGUUGCCCAGACAGGUGCUGGGACAGGUGCUGGGCAUAGGCACGGUGUGCUGAGCUCCUGUGGUGGGCCCAGACAGGUGCUGGGACAGGUGCUGGGCGUAGGCACGGUGUGCUGAGCUCCUAUGGUGGGCCCGGACAGGUGCUGGGACAGAUGCUCGGACAGUUGCCCAGACAGGUGCUGGGACAGGUGCUGGGCGUAGGCACGGUGUGCUGAGCUCCUGUGGUGGGCCCGGACAGGUGCUGGGACAGGUGCUGGGCGUAGGCACAGCGUGCUGAGCUCCUGUGGUGGGCCCGGACAGGUGCUGGGACAGAUGCCCGGACAGUUGCCCAGACAGGUGCCGGGGACAGUUGCCUGGACAGGUGCUGGGACAGAUGCUCGGACAGUUGCCCAGACAGGUACUGGGACAGGUGCUGGGUGUAGGCACGGUGUGCUGAGCUCCUUUGGUGGGUCCAGACAGGUGCUGGGACAGGUGCUGGGCGUAGGCACGGCGUGCACUGAGGGCUCUUGACUGCUGCAGGAGAGCUGGAAGAGGAGGGCGGCGGCCUGGUUCCCAUACUGGAUUCCAGCUGUGGGCGACGAGGCCUCCAUCCUGCUGUGGAAGCUGCCUGGUUAUGGGUAGGCCCUGCCUGAGACCAGAUGGGUCCCGAGAGCACGGGGCUGCGGCGGGCCAAGGUUCCGCUCAAGACACUGACUGGGAUCCGCCCCCACACCCGAGCGAGUGUGUGGCGAGGACAGCAGUGCUGGCUGUGGUGGAGCUGACUGUGUCUGGAAGAGAUCUGAGCAAGUGCUCCCAGCCCCACCUGGACAGGCAGACCUCAGCAGGCAUCUCUGGUCACGGGUGCUGCAGCCUCCUGCCCAGCCCCGGGAUGAGGUAGUAGGCAGUGGCGGUCCCGGCACCGAGCCAGCCGGCCUUGCUGCAGGAGCUUGCUCGGGCUUGACUGUUUCAGCUUGAGGAGAGUCUUUACGGGCCAGCCCUUCCUCUUGGCCCAGUUGGGGGCUGUGGGGGAGCCCCUCUCUGGCCGUCAGUGGGAUAGCUGGCCCCAGGGCCUCCCCCUUGCUCUGUGUCCGAGGACAGGUGCUCCCAUCUCUGGCAGCUGCUGCAGUGGCUCAGUCGCCCCCGCAGUGGGGUUAGCCCGUAUUGUGGGCGGCCGGCAGAGCCUGGGACUGGGGUGACACAGAGCACUGCUGUCGUGGGCUGUGGGCUGCUUGUCUCUGUCUUUGACAUGAAGAAGGCCUCCUGCCCUCCUCACAGGGAUCGGGUGAGUUUCCUGGUGCUGCCAAGGCUGGGGGUGCUGAGUGAGCUGGUGGCUGUGCUGGGCACUGGGUAAUGAACGGGAUGAUGGAGGAGGUGGCGAAGUCAGAGGCACAACCCGUGGUCCUCUCCUCUGCAAAAGGCCUGGGCCGCAGGAGGGCUCGUUGCAGCCUGCCGGGCAGUGAGUGGCUGAUGGACAGUGACAGCGACGGGGGUGACCUCGCUGGUGUGGGAGAAGAGGAGGUGCUCCCGGGGGAGGUGGUGGGAUGGCUUCAUAUUUUCUUCUACCUCCUGCUGUCCCAGCCUAUGUCCAAGGCCUCUGGCCCCUGCUGUGUGUCCCGGAUGUGCCGCAGGCACACGCUCUGCUUCGGGAUGGAGGGUGAGUCAGGCCCCCAGGACCCCAUGUUGGCAUGCCUGCUAGCCUGCCAGGGCCCUCCUGGGACGUGCCUGCAGCCCCAAGUGGCCUCUCCACCACUGCCUGUGCUUUACUCCUCUCCACGCUCAUCAAGGACGAGCCUUUAUUUCCUGUGAACAGGAGUCCCUUUGCCCUUGCCUUGGCAGGAGAUGUGGGCCUGGAUUGUUACCCUGCAGAAGACUGCGCGGCCCGGCCUCGGGGGCGGGUGCAGAGAGGCUGGGGAGGGGGCACUUGAGGGCACUCUCAGUGUUCUUGUCCUCGGUCAGUCCCCACUGUGCCACUUGAACUCCCUCCCCCGUGUCGGGCUCUGCACCUGAGAGGGUGGAGCCGCGUGUGGACGAUGGGAGGCGUUGGAGGGGGGAGGGAGGGGUCUAGGGGAGUGUGAGAGUGUUUUGUGAGACCUCCUUCUCUGACCCAGGUGGGCUCUGAGGGGCGUGUCUCUAAUAGCAUACCUCAUCUUUGACUUUGAAACAGGGUCCCUAAAGUGUAUUAAGAAAAAAAGCCAGCAGAAGCCAGCACACACUGCCCCUUCUCUACACCAGCCCCAUGCCGGGUUGUGGCUUCUCCUCUGGGCCUGGGGAGGUGUCUAGGCACGUGGCGUCGUCUGUGGGUUGUGAAGUCCGGCAGCCUGCAGGCCCUGCCUGCGUGUGGGCUGGGUCGUGCAGCCCUGCGGUCUGAGGCAAAGGGGUAGAGAGGUCCUUGCAGAUCCUGACAGUCGUGGGAAGGCUGAGGUCAAGAGGGGACGGCUCCCUUGGAACUGAGCUCGAACAAACCUGCCCGGCCCUGUCUUUCCCAGCUCUGGGGUCUUUGCCACCCAGGUCGAUCCGCGUGACCUCCAGGAGCUGUUCCAGGAGAUGUCGGCCAACGUCUUCCGAAUCAACUCCAGUGUGACCUCCUUGGAGCGGAGCCUUCAGUCCUUAGGGACACCGAGUGACACGCAGGAGCUUCGGGACAGCCUGCACACAGCACAGCAGGAGACCAACAAGACCAUCGCAGCCAGCGCCGCCACCGUGAAGCAGAUGGCCGAGCUGCUGCGCAGCUCCUGCCCGCAGGAGCGUCCUCAGCUGGACCGGCUGAACACCCAGCUCUCGGAUGCCAUUCAGCGCUAUGGAGUGGUGCAGAAGAAAAUUGCAGAAAAGUCCAGAGCGCUGCUUCCCAUGGCACAGAGGGGCAGUAAACAGCAGAGUCCCCAGGCCCCGUUUGCUGAGCUGGCUGAUGAUGAGAAGAUCUUUAAUGGGAGUGACAACAUGUGGCAGGGCCAGGAGCAAGCGCUGCUCCCGGACAUCACUGAGGAGGACCUGGAGGCCAUCCGACUGCGAGAGGAGGCCAUCCUGCAGAUGGAGGGCAACUUGCUGGAUGUGAAUCAGAUCAUCAAGGACUUGGCCUCCAUGGUGUCAGAGCAAGGAGAAGCUGUCGGGUCCAGCAGCAGCAAAGCUAUGUGCCGGCAGAGCUGCAGCCCCGAGCCGGCCACGGUGGCCCUGCUGCCAGGUGCCGGGCCGGGCUCCACGCCCCUGCGGCCAGGCCCCCACUCCCGCACCAAGACACGCAAGCCCAACUUCAGCCCCCAAGAGACGGAGGUGCUGGUGCAGAGGGUGAGGCGCCACUACCCGCUGCUGUUUGGGGCACUGCGGGGCACACCUGCCCGAAAGCACCGCGUGUGGAGCCGCAUCCUGCAGGCAGUGAACGCGCUGGGCUACUGCCGUCGUGACCUGGGUGACCUCAAGCACAAGUGGCGGGACCUGCGAGGCGCUGUGCGCAAGAAGCUGGCAGAGGGGGGCCCCGCCCCCGGCCUCAUCCUCACGCCGGUGGAGCACAUGGUGGCCGAGACGUUUUCUGCCCACGGUCCCCAGGGCGAGGGCCAAGCCGCAGAGCCCCUGCCAAAUAGUAUUGAAGCCAGCCUUGAGGCUGCGUCCUCGCAUGCGGAGGCAGCCCGCCAGCUCCUGGCUGGAGCCAGCCGGCACCAACCGAUGAGGAGGACGAGACCCCCAGCUGCUUGUGGCUGCCCCUGCGGACCCUGGAAGGGCCCAGCCCGCCUGAACCUGACCCCCUGGACUUACGAGGAGUCUUCCAUGCACCCACCUCCUCACCCUCCCCACCUGCUUCCCCAGCCUCCACCCCACCAGCAACCACACUCAUGGGGUCCUUCCAGCCUUCCCCGCCCUCUUCAGCGCCAGCACCUCCCUUGCCUUCCAGGAGGACCCCAGUGGCAGCAUCUGAAACGUCCGUGUUUGAGCAGCAACUGCUGGACUCCCACCGGCGGCAGGGUGCCCUGCUCUCCUCCUGGGCCCAGCAGCAGAGCACACUCAUGGCCCAGCAGAACCUGCUGCUGCAGCAGCUGGCUGAGCAGAGCCAGCGUCUGGCCGAUGGUGUGGAGGCCCUCAACCGGACCCUCGAGAGGCUGGUGGAAGCACGCCCCGCCAGGGAAGCCUCACCCUCACUCCGGGACGCUGGUCCUGCCGGUGGAGUGGCCCAGGGGCCUGCUGGAGGCUCCCAGGACAGCCCCCAGGGUGCCCACUCGGGGCUCGAGGUCUUCUCAGGGAUGAUCUUGAAGGUGGAGGAGGAGAUAUAGGGCUAGUCUGGGGUGCUAGCAGAGCCAGAGGGCAGGAGCAGGGCCUCCGGUCUUUCCCCUGCUGAGUCCAGGCAGGGGAGAGGUGCAGUGACUGGGUCUCCAGGGCGCCGGGACAGCUCGAGUCCAGGAGACCGGAAAGAUGAGAGGACGUGGGCUGUGUACCUGUGGUGCUGCGUCCUUGCCAUUGCCUGUGGAGUGUGGUGACCUGCAGGGAAAGUCUGCAGAGAGCCGACCUGUGGGGCCUAGUGGACCAGGUCUACUCAGGGAUGAUGCUGUUGGAGGCUCCAACCCCGUGUGGCAGUGGCUGUGAAGUCUGCAGCCAGCGCCCCAGCAGGCAGCUGGAGGCAGGGGAGGUGGGGAAGAUGCACUUCCGGGCCCCCUGCUCACUGGAGCUCUGGAAAGGGUGGCUUGGCCAGGCCCUAAAAAGGUCCCGACUGUGAUCUGGCGUGACUCCUGAAAGCCCCUGUCCCCUUCAUGGGCGUGUACCCUCGGAGGCCAGGGCUCCUGUGUCCUACCUGAUUCUGGCCCAGGGGAACCGCAUCCCAUGAGCCUGGAAUAAUUUCUCUCCGAUUUUCUAUGUUAUUAUAAAUACAUAAAGCUAUAUAUAUAUCUAUGCCCAUA
This is a messenger RNA of Cercocebus atys (sooty mangabey), 4884 nucleotides long. It is a transcript of the gene TSNARE1, whose product is annotated as t-SNARE domain containing 1. The transcript is spliced from 11 exons. The coding region runs from base 2549 to 4237 and encodes 562 amino acids. Lineage: Eukaryota; Metazoa; Chordata; Mammalia; Primates; Cercopithecidae. Gene Ontology annotation, biological process: vesicle-mediated transport. Gene Ontology annotation, cellular component: membrane; nucleus. The record is from RefSeq and is a predicted model, not a curated record.